CACGUACACGUCUGUUUCUAUCUCAUCAGGACUUACCGCCGUCGGCUUUUUAGGAUUAAUGCAGUCCCAACAAAUUGCCCCUCAUCACCACCCCCACGCCCACCAAGGUGUGGAUCAAGGGGAUAAUGAAGAAGAUCAUGAGAAGAAAUCUGUGUUGAAGAAAGUGAAGGCAAAGGCUAAGAAGAUUAAGGACACCAUCACUAAGCACGGCCAUCAUCCUCACCACUACGAGGAUAAUGAAGAAGACGACGAUGAAGAUGAAGAUGAAGCAGUGGUGGAAGAUCCUCAACUCCAGGGAGCACCAUUGUAUGAAGGUGCUGCAAUGAGGAGUGGUGUGGCUCCAACUCCAACUCCAACUCCAGAUGUUGGAUUUGGCAGGUCGACAGUGAUGCAUCAUUGGCCUCCUCCACCCCCAACAGAAACGACAAGUCGCUCUGCUGUCGACGCUGGUUUUGCAACCAAGGAAAAGGAAGUAGAUCGUCUAGAUAACUCCGCCGUCGCCCCCAACACGACCAUGUCUCUGUCCCCUUUGAGCUUGGAGGAGGAUCCUCACGCGCCGCCUAAACAGCCUCACGCGCCUCUACAUUCUGAGGUCAAAGCUUCUGAUCCCGCGGCGAUUGGGAGCCAAGAAGCCGGGUCUGGGUCUUCUGAGAUUCUGGAUUCAUUUGCAAAGAUGAAAGUCAAUGACGAAAACAGAGCGAACCGGGCCGGAAACGAGGCAGGAGAUCAGCAGAGCAGUUACGGGCAGAAGAUCUCAGCCGUGGGUUCUGCGCUGGCCGGAACCGCCAUCUCGGCGAAGGAUUUUGUGGCGUCGAAGCUGGGCUACGGCGUAAGAACAGGGGAAGGGGAAGAUAAAGGGGUGUCGGUGAAGGAGUAUCUAGCGCAGAAGCUGGAGCCGGGGGAGGACGACAGGGCGUUGUUGGAGGCCAUAUCAGAGGCCUUCCAAAAGCGGAAGGAGGAGGUGCCACCGAAGGCGGAGGUGACGGAGUCGGAGGAGCUCACGCGGCGCCUCGGCAGAGAGGACAAUCGAGAGACAGAGAGAUCUUCCACCGCCGCUGCCACAGCCGCGGCGGCGAGGAGCGUGGUGGAUACCGUGAAAGAUACGGUCGGGUCGUGGAUGGGGAAAGGUGGAGACUCCCCGCCGUCUCAGCAGCAGCAGGGGCCUGGUGGGACGGAGGCUGAAGUGAGGAUACUGUAGGACUAAUUUCAAAUUUGGAUGCACAGAGGGAUUUCAAUGUGUUCUGUUAAGUGAGGUUUCAGUGUAAUGUUUUGUUUCUGUUUCAUCUUUGGUGCACAUAGUUUGAAGAAAGUGGGAGGGCGUAUUUGUGUUUUGUAUUGUGAUAAGAAGAUAAAACUUGUAUUGGGGAAGGCUUUGUUUCAAGUUUCAACACUGCUACUUAUGAAAUGGUUGUGUCAAAUUUGGUCUGUUCUCACUGCUGUUACCUCAUGGUUUAGCUUAUGCUCUUGCUUCCA
This is a messenger RNA of Momordica charantia (bitter melon), 1473 nucleotides long. RefSeq lists its product as uncharacterized. NCBI's taxonomy places the organism in Eukaryota, Viridiplantae, Streptophyta, Magnoliopsida, Cucurbitales, Cucurbitaceae. Gene Ontology annotation, biological process: response to abscisic acid; response to stress. The record is from RefSeq and is a predicted model, not a curated record.